Messenger RNA from Acinonyx jubatus (cheetah), 5057 nucleotides. It is a transcript of the gene PALD1, whose product is annotated as phosphatase domain containing paladin 1. NCBI's taxonomy places the organism in Eukaryota, Metazoa, Chordata, Mammalia, Carnivora, Felidae. The record is from RefSeq and is a predicted model, not a curated record. The transcript is spliced from 20 exons. The coding region runs from base 343 to 2913 and encodes 856 amino acids.
GCGGCCUGGCCGGGUCCGCCCCUCGGCGUGGGGGGCGCGGGGCGCGCGGGGAACCGAGCUGCGCGCUGGCUCUGGGGCGCGCAUCUCCCACCGCAGGCUAGCGCGGGCUGCAGUCCUCCUGGCCUCGCCUCUUGCGCCCGGCCUGCCCGCCUCCGGAGCCGCCUCUGCCCACGGAUGGGCUGGGGAAGUUGGGAGGAGCGAGCCGGAGCCCGCGCCGGGCGCGCCCCGCCGCUGCCUGACUCGGCGCCCGCAGUCCGGGCGCAGCGCGCCAGCCGCAGGAGCGCGGAUGCCCCCCGGAGCCGCGUGUUGGCAGGUGUUGGGGCCUGAGGCUUCCAGCAGACUAUGGGUACAACGGCCAGCACAGCCCAGCAGACGGUUUCGGCGGGUACCCCCCUCGAGGGCCUCCAGGGCGGUGGCCCGAUGGACGGUCAGCACUCACCCAGUGUCCACUCCUUCCAGACCACAGGCUUGCACAACAGUAAAGCCAAGUCCAUCAUCCCCAACAAAGUGGCCCCCGUCGUGAUCACGUACAACUGCAGGGAGGAGUUCCAGAUCCACGACGAGCUACUCAAGGCCCAUUACACGCUGGGCCGGCUCUCAGAGGCCACCCCUGAGCACUACCUGGUGCAGGGUCGCUACUUCCUGGUGCGGGAUGUUGUUGAGAAGAUGGAUGUUCUGGGCACCGUGCAGAGCUGUGGGGCCCCCAACUUCCGGCAGGUGCGGGGUGGGCUCACCGUGUUCGGCAUGGGGCAACCCACCCUCUCCGGAUUCAGGCGGGUCCUCCAGAAACUCCAGGAGGAUGGACACAGGGAGUGCGUCAUCUUCUGCGUGCGGGAGGAGCCCGUCCUGUUCCUGCGUGCUGGUGAGGACUUCGUGCCCUACACACCUCGAGACAAGCAGAAUCUUCGUGAGAACCUGCAGGGCCUUGGACCUGGAAUCCAGGCAGAGAGCCUGGAGCUGGCCAUCCGGAAGGAGAUCCAUGACUUUGCCCAGCUGAGUGAGAACACGUACCACGUGUACCACAAUAUUGAGGAUCUGCUGGGGGAGCCCCAUGCUGUGGCCAUCCGGGGUGAGGACGAUGUGCACGUGACCGAGGAGGUGUUCAAGCGGCCUCUCUUCCUGCAGCCCACCUACAGGUACCACCGCCUGCCCCUGCCAGAGCAAGGGGCCCCCCUGGAAGCCCAGUUUGAUGCCUUUGUGAGCGUCCUUCGGGAGACCCCCAGCCUGCUGCCGCUCCGAGAUGCCCAUGGGCCUCCCCCUGCUCUCCUCUUCAGCUGCCAGACAGGCGUGGGCAGGACCAACCUGGGAAUGACCCUGGGUACCCUCAUCCUGUUUCACCACAGCCGGGCUGCCUCGAGGCCGGAGGCUGUCCCCCUGCAGACCAAGCCACUGCCCAUGGAGCAGCUCCAGGUGAUCCAGAGCUUUCUCCACAUGGUGCCUCAGGGCAGGAAGAUGGUGGACGAGGUGGACAGAGCCAUCACCGCCUGUGCAGAGAUGCAUAACCUGAAGGAGGCCAUCUUGGAAAACCAGAGGAAGCUGGAAAGUGUCCGGCCAGCCGGCCCAGCCCAGGGAAGCAGCAGCCAGCAUGGUGUCCGGCAGAGGGCGCUGCAGAGCCUGGAGCGAUACUUCUACCUGGUCCUGUUUAACUACUAUCUCCAUGAGCAGUACCCGCUGGCCUUUGCCCUCAGUUUCAGCCGCUGGCUCUGUGCCCAUCCUGAGCUGUACCGCCUGCCUGUGACCCUGAGCUCAGCGGGGCCUGUCGUCCCUGGGGACCUCCUCACUAAGGGCUCUCUGGGGGUGGACGACCUCAUCUCCCCAGACGCACUCAGCACCGUCAGAGAGAUGGACGUGGCCAACUUCCGGCGGGUGCCCCGCAUGCCUAUCUAUGGCACAGCCCAGCCCAGCGCCAAGGCCCUGGGGAGUAUCCUGGCCUACCUGACCGAUGCCAAGCGGAAGCUGAAGCAUGUCGUGUGGGUCAACCUGAGGGAGGAGGCCGUGUUGGAGUGUGACGGGCACACCCACAGCCUGCGGUGGCCUGGGCCCCCCAUGGCCCCUGACCAGCUUGAGCACCUGGAGAUCCAGCUGAAGGCCCACCUGAGUACGCCUCUCCCAGGCACGGGGGGGCCACCGACCCGCAGGUUCCAGACGUGCCUCACCACACGGGAGGUCUUCGCCCAGCACUGUGGGGCCUACCCCGGCCUCACUUACCACCGCAUCCCCGUGCCAGACUUCUGCGCCCCCUGCGAGGAGGAUUUCGACCGACUGCUUGAGGCCCUGCGGGCUGCCCUUGCCAAGGACGCGGGCACCGGCUUCGUGUUCAGCUGCCUCAGCGGCCAGGGCCGGACCACGACCGCCAUGGUGGUGGCUGUGCUCGCCUUCUGGCACAUCCAAGGCUUCCCCGAGGUGGGCGAGGAGGAGCUUGUGAGUGUGCCUGAUGCCAAGUUCACCAAGGGCGAGUUUGAGGUGGUGAUGAAGGUGGUGCAGCUGCUGCCCGCUGGGCACCAGGUGAAGAAGGAGGUAGAUGCAGCCCUGGACACAGUCAGUGAGACCAUGACGCCCAUGCACUACCACCUGCGGGAAAUCAUCAUCUGCACCUACCGCCAGGCCAAAGCGGCCAAAUCGGAGCCGGAGGCCCGGAGGCUGCAGCUUCGGAGCCUACAGUACCUGGAGCGCUACGUUUACCUGGUGCUCCUCAACGCCUACCUCCACCUGGAGAAGGCCGACUCCUGGCAGAGGCCCUUCAGCGCCUGGAUGCGGGAGGUGGCAUCAAAGGCUGGAGUCUAUGAGAUCCUCAAUCAGCUGGGCUUCCCCGAGCUGCAGAGCGUGCAGGACCAGCCCUUCUCCGGGCUGCGCUGCCGGUGGCAGGAGCGGAGCCACGGCCUUGAGCCCGCCGCUGCUGGAGACUUCCUGUAGGAGGUGCUCCCCCGCCCCUGUGUGCCCCCUCCCACAGGCGUGCUCCAGGUGCUCCUCACUGGGAGCCGUCCUGAGGAACCCAUUCCCCAGCUUCCCGCAGAGACUGGAGUGGGGUUGGGACCCUUUUUUAAGAAGAGGUUUUGAUAGGACAAUUAGUGCACAGGUAUACUUGUAAACCACAGGCACACAGGCCCGGCGUGUGCCUUGCAGACCGAAGAUGGCUUCCAAGGAGCUCAGUCCCCAAGUAGCCACCAAACGAAGCCACGCUCCACUUGCACGCAUGCGCUUUCCUCUCCCGCUUCCGAGCGGUCCUCACAGCCUCAGGUGCAGAGUCCGGUUCCUUCUCUUGCUUUCUCUUGCUGCCCUCCUGCUUGGCUUCUCCCCUUUUGCUGCCUAAGCACUGCCCUGGGGCCCCUGGCUCCCCAGGGAGCGGACAGGGCUCUUGGUGGACUGGUCACUUUAAUGGCAGCCUCACCCAGUUCCCUGGCCUCUCGUGCCCCUUCUCCUUCCUUCCCCUUGUCCGUCUCCUGGGGAUGGCAGGACUGUGAGGGUCUCCAAGGAGCUGGAAGGGAGGGGUCCUCUCGGGAGGAAAGAGCUUCUAGAAGGUGGAUGCGGCCCCGGGAAGAGGCCUGCUCCGUUUCCCGGGCGCCAGGGCGGGAAGGGCUGAGGAAGCCAAGCUCCCAGCAGUGGGUCCUUCUGUGCUUCUUCCCUGCCCUGGUGGCCUAGAUGGCUCCAGUCCCCAUCUGCUGCAGCAGGAGCCCCGAGGACUGCUGGGUGACCCUGAGGGAAUGGUGAAGAGGGCUAAGGAGGGUGUGAGGGCUCACCUGGGUUGCAGGCCAUCCGAGCUGAGGACCCCCCCGAGCUUCCCUCCAGAGGGAACAGAAGGGGCUGGUGAGCAGGAGGCUGUCCCGACAGUGGGAAGGCCGCUGGGAGGGGCGGGAGGGCACGGCCCUGUGGAGUUGAGUCUGGCUCUUGCUCUGGGGACUGUUCUCCGCUGAAGCCCAGGGGCCGGGCGGCCUGAAGGCUGCCUAUGCGGCCCUUCCUGGUUGGGUGCGUGCGCUUCUGUGGAAAAUCAGGCGGAUGUGUCUCUGUUCCCAUCUCCCUAGCAUUGGAAGGAAUUGGGCCGUCUUGGCUGAAAUCUGCGAAACUACUGUAUGUCCAUUCCCUCCCUUUUCAGAUCUGUCAGGUUUGUUGAUUUUUGCAUAUAUUAGAGAGUUUUGAUUUCUUUGCAGACAAGGUCUAGAGGAGGGGUCAGAGCUCAGGCUGAACCGAGAGGGAUCCUUUGUGUUUUCACGGUUGGCCCUGACUUUCAGCUGUGCUGGGACCACUGGCCGGUCACUGCGCCUCUCUGCCUCAGUUUCCCCAUUUGUAAAAUGGGAGAAUAAUACUUGCCUACCUACCUCACAGGGGUGUUGUGAGGACUCAUUUGUGACUUUUUUUUUUUUUGUACAGAGCUUUUGAGCAUUAAAAAAAAUGGCUAAAUGUGAAAUGUGCCCCGCCUGCUGAUGUCUGUAGUGUGGGGCAGAUGUUACAGACGUGAUACAGCUGUGGUGGGUGGGCAAGGUGAGUUGAAAGCACCAGCCCUUAGUGCUCCCAAUUCUUGGAGAAGGUAAGUUUUUCCUGACAUCCCUCUCCUUCCUUCACAUCCUUCAUGCGUUACCGUCUCACUCAGGAUGCCCAGGGCUGUCCAGCAGCAUAAUAGGCUAAUUCAUACUCAGAGGUGAAGGACUGUUGUGUUCAGAGACAUGGAGCAAAAUGGAAUCUCAAGGGUUAUGAUGGAGGGUGGACCUCAGCCUCUACUCCCUCCUCUCACCCCCGCAGGCUUUCCUUGGCCCCUUCAGGCCCCCAAAUGCUCAGACACAAUUGCAUUGAUUAGUGUGUGAUGAAGAGGCAGUGAGGAGAGUGAGGCGGAGAGCAGACCCCAGGCUUUCUCCCCACGCUCUCCCAGGGUUAGGGGAAUGAAAGACCUCUGGGUUCUAGUUCUGAGGUCAGCUGGGGGGUGGUCAGGAUGGAACCCAGAGCCCCAUGUGCUGGGGUAGGUGAUCUUCCCAGUCUGGGAGGGAAGGCCUCCUGGGGUUACCUCCCCGCACAGCAGAGUCCAAGGAUGCCCCAUGUGGCUUCUGAACGUGAGUGUGGAGACAUGC